UUUAUUGUGGGUUGCGUGUUUAUGGAUCGAUGUGGGUGGCCAUGACAUGGAUGGAUGGGUGUUUACUUUUUGCCAAUCUUUUAAAUCUCAACCAUCAAAUUCAUACUCCGGACUGUCCUCGUAAAAUCAUUGUUUCUUUGUACUUCAUCUCGUCUUUAGGAUCCCUUCAUAGCUCAUCCAACAAGAUUACAGAUCACAGAUCACAGAUCACCGAUUACAGAUCACCGAUUCCUGACUCACCAUCAUCUCAUUUGAUAUCUGCAUUGUCCUAUCAGUGCCCAGGAACUGAUAAGCCUUGCCAACUUACCGAUACUCGUAUCAAAAUUAUAAGACCACACGCUUCUGGAUAACUCUUGACUCUCUUAUCAAGACUUUACCUCACCUCACCCCAUUCAUGCAUCGUUGUGAAGUAUCAAAGUCAAUAUCAAAAUCAACUUGCUUCUCAGUAUUAUCAAGAACCCGUUGAAAGUCAUUCCUAUUCUUUGGUAAGAGUUCUUGGAGAAAGUGUUUAUCCAGUCCAGUCUCAAGAGAUUAUUUCAGUUAGAAUCAGGUACGUACGAGCUUAUUAACAUUUCUAUCCGUUCUUCCCUUCUUCCCUUCUUUCCUCCUUUCCCAUUUCUUCAUUCCUUCAUUUCUUCCCCUCUCUACCGAUCUACCUAGUACCUACCUACCGUUACACAUUUAAUGUCGUCACUGCUCCUUCUCUUAUUCGUGUGAAUCAUUCUGGCAUCCUGGCAGUUUCCAAACCUGCCGUACGUUUCUUUUCUGCUCACUAGAUCCUUUACUUCGAGAAUGUCAAGAAUCCUCCAUGGUCAUUUCACUUAACUGUCUACUUGUACUCAUUCUUUCGCGGACUAUUCCUUUUCGCUGCCCCUCACAAUACUUCCUUAUCUUCAAACCCCUUGAAAGCAGUGGUAACUCCUCUUUCUUAAGAUCCGAAAAAGGUUAAAUCUUUAUUGAACACCGGUAAUGACAGCUUGCAGAAUACUAGGACGAAAUGGCGGACACGAAGACUUCGGUUGUCAUCAAAUAUUCCAAGCCGGGAGCUGCCCCACCGAUAUAUCUUGCUGGUUCGUUUCCUGAAUCAGUAUGGCAGCCCCAGGAAAUGGAUUAUACCAAUGAUUCGGAUCAUUAUGUAUUCUCCAAGGCAGUCGAGGUGGAAGAGGGAAAAGAAUAUCAAUAUAAAUUCAGGAUUGGCAAUGGGGAUUGGUGGAUGUCGGACGAAGAUGCACCAACUGGUAGGUUGAUUAUCUUCAAUAUUUCUUGGAUCAAUACUCCCAAAUCACACCAAUUUCUAUCUCGUUUGCAUUUGAUUGCCAUAUGGAAGCGAAAUUGCAAUUCACUGAUUCAUUUCAAUCUUGCAAUCGGGGAAAAAAAGAGAGUAUCUUAGGCAUCUAGCUAAUAUUCAAUUUCCUUCACAGUUACCGAUGAGGGUGGGAACCAGAAUAAUCUUCUCACAGUUCCUGUCAAACCUUCACCACCCAAAUCCACUUCCAACGAAAAAUCACAGGAAGAAAAUUCAACUCCUCGCACAAUACCUGAUUUUGACACGAAGCCCUCAACAAUGGAAACAGUAAUCGAGCCAACUCAGCAUACUGAGUCCGAGGAAAAGCUUUCUGAGAGCCCACAUCCAAAGGCAGAUACAUUAGCAACAGACUCUACGUUGGACCAUGGUGCCGAAGUUAAGCCAGAAAAAGCUGGAGAGACACAUGACGCAUCUACACCUGUUGCUGAAGUCGAUCAAGCAGUUGAGCCAGAAAGUGAACCUCCUGCGGAAAAGCUCGAUCUGUCAAGCGUGCCAGUCGAAGAGCUCGAAGUUUCUACUACUGGAAUUGAUGAACCUGAAAAGUUAGAAUCGCAUGCUCAUUCAGAAACUGAUAAUCUGAAGAACACAGAGGUUCAUGACUUGCAACCAAAUUCAUCAACUCAAGAAGCUAGUGAGGUAGCCAAGGAAUCUACUGCCAGCGAGAGCAAUGUGCUGGAACCUGAAGAAGUCACACAUAAAGACGAUGACGGACUCCAUGCCGAGACUGAAUUGAAGGAGGAUGAAGCUGUUAAACCAGGAGAAUCCAUUCCAAUGGCAUCUGAAAAAUCAGAUUUGAACGAAGAGCAAGCUGUUGGUGAGAGUGAAGUAAAAGAAGAGGCUGCUGCAAAUAAGGAUGAAGUCGUCGAACACCAAGAAGAUCCUGUCCAUAUUACGAGCAAGGAACCGGAAUCGGAGCAAGAACCACAUGCUAGUGAGGGUGAGGCAAAAGAAGACACUGUGCUUACUCACAUGGAAGAACCAACAUCAAAGCCAGAACAACAUGCUAGCAAGGGUGAGGCAAAGGAAGAAACUGGCUUGCCGGUUAGUGACACGAAGGUGGAGAAAGAGCUCACCCAUGAGCCCGAGAUAAGCACCACUGAAAUUCCCAUCUCACAUCCUCCGCUCGCCGAUGAAAGCACUGAAAAUGUAGCCGAGGAACCCGAGAAGGAAGAAUCCCAGAACCCUGAGGUUACCACUUCUAACGCAACCCCCGGCGAAAACAUUGAAGGUGCCGCAGAAAGCCUUAGCUCGGCUGAACAAGUGGUUGAAGAGAAAACUGAUGAUACACCUAAACAAGAGCACACGAUCUCGGAACCCAUUGUAAAUGAGGAACCAACCGAAGUCGAAGUUACCACCUCUGUCAGUACAAGUCAACAAGAUGUUAGCUCCAAAGCAAAUAAUGUGGACGGAACCUCCACAAUCGAACUACCAGCUGAUGAGGCGGUCGUACUACCAGAACCAAAUAAUGAGAUCAGGUCUGCCAGCGGAGAAAGUCAUGACCAGGAAGCUGUGGAACAUGAUGAAGUCAAUGAGCAUGUUGACAGCACCAAGAGCAUUGCAAAGGACGACGAGCAGUCCAACAUCUCAACUGAAGUUGUAUCGGCCCCCACGGUAACUGUCGAAAAGGUUGAUUCUGAACCGCGCCUUGGCGACGAUUUCGGAAGUACCGCAACAUUUGCUCAAAAGGAUGCACAUAAUUUACAUGCCCAGGAUGCCGUACCUGAUCAUGUCACCAUCAGACAGCAAUCCACUACACCAGACCUUGCUAACGUUGCUGCUGAGGUUGCAGACUCUGCUGCAUUACUUGAUGAAACACCACCGACUCCUCCCAUGUCUGAUAAAGAUGCUGGUAAGAUUGGUUAUAGACGUCUUUCGAAUACACCGAUUCCUGAAGUCGCAGACACUGCUGCUGAGGUUGCUGAUUCUGCAGCUCUCAUAGAUGAAAAUUAUAAAGUAAGUUGUGCAUAUCUGCUUGUGCUGUAAGUUUAUAGAUCACUAAUCUCAUUCGCAGCCCGAUGCAAUCGACCUGCCAAGCCCUCAGCCGGAUUCACUCUUACAAAGCUUCAGUGAAUUAGGUCGUGAUUUGGACAUUGAAACGCCAUUUGAGGAGCGGGCGCCACUUUUUGCACACGAGUGCAAUGGGCCUCCUACCACAGAAGAGCGGCUAGAGUACGAGAGUGCUCAAAAUCGAUCGGCGGCCCCAGAACCUUUGUUUCAAGAGUUUGAUCCAAAUGAUCCUAGCCUUGAGCCAUUUCCCAACAAUCUCAAUCAGAUACUGCAACAUGUGAGAAGACUCUCAAAUCAAUUGAGCGAAGACCAAACAGACCGUGAUGGAGCUCCCGUUACACCUGUUACAAAUGGCAAUAAUCAUACAAAUGGCGAUCUAGUAACACCAUCACCUCGAUCACUUGCGCAAGAAAGCUCUCCAUCUUUGCUUCCCAUCGUGGAAGAGAAUGCGGAGGGUGAACCGGAAUCCAAACUGACCGCUCUACCGCCUAGUGUGGAAAAAUCCCAAAGUGAUGGUAACAUAUCGGAUGAACAGAAGAUCGACUCAAGUGAUCAGAAGAGUGAAGUGAACGACGACAAGACUUCGGACGAGGCUGCUCAAGAACCAUCUCAGCUCCCAACCAUCACAACUCCUCGAAGCUCAUCGCCUCAGCCUCAAGCCAUUAAGCUUGCCCAAGCUUCCAGCAAGCUUCAUCCAGUCCUACCAGCUUUACCCUUAACACCUUUUGUCGAAAACAGAUCGCUUAAUCUCGCUGAAAGCUCCCAGGUUACUCCUAAUGCAGAAAUCGGCAAGGAUAGUCCAAGUAUUACGGUCCAACCGGCAACUCCAGCUGAGAAUGUGAAUGCAAAGGUCAAAAAUCCUGUUUCUGAAGAGAGUGCCGCCAAAACCACCUCGUUCGCGGAGGAGAAUGGUGAUUCUCAACUAAGAGCUCGUAAACAACCAACAUCUAGUGCACCUGACAGAUCCAUCACACCUUCUUCUAUGCGCUCGGCCGGAGAUGACGCCAAAUCUCGCAACUUCCUUCGAGCAUUCUUCCAAGUAGUAUUUGUGGAUUGGAUUGGAGGACUGAUUAGAAAAUUAUGUGGUGGCGGACGUCACACGUAAGGACAUCUUCCUUUGGACUUGAUCUUUUCCUUGUUCUUUACAUGAUACCCCUAAGUCUUUUAACCAUUUGGACUCGCAUCAAGCUGAUCGGUACCCUUAACAUGAUAAUUAGGCUUGUAGCCGUGCCCGCACUCCUCAUCGUCGUUACUGCACCCGUCCUGUACCUAUCUGGGUUGGCCAAUUUUGGGUUUGGUUCUUAGCUCGUCAACACAAUUGCUUGCUUGCAUCGAAUUAUGUUUCAUUUCGAGAAAUUGCUCUUUUUUUUUUGAAAUGGGCGGCGGAAAUAAUGCAGAGGUGAAUGGGUGAUGAAGGGAUGAAUGAAAUGGUAUUUGUUGAGGCAAUCAGUAAUUCAUUGGUGGUGGGUGGGUGGAUGGAUGGUGGUUCUUUCAAGGGGGUAUUUUACAACAUUGCAUUGUAUUGUACAAGUAUCCUUAAAUUCUUGAUGCUUUAGUACUUUUGGUAUUAGAGUAGUUUAGAAUCAAAAUGAAAAAUGAAAUACG
Molecule: messenger RNA, 4918 nt
Organism: Sclerotinia trifoliorum
Lineage: Eukaryota; Fungi; Ascomycota; Leotiomycetes; Helotiales; Sclerotiniaceae
Source: the annotation of a GenBank genome assembly